This is a messenger RNA of Gasterosteus aculeatus aculeatus (three-spined stickleback), 5063 nucleotides long. NCBI's taxonomy places the organism in Eukaryota, Metazoa, Chordata, Actinopteri, Perciformes, Gasterosteidae. The record is from RefSeq and is a predicted model, not a curated record.
AGGAGCUGAUGAGCGGGGAGGGACAGCUGAAUCUCUCCGGACCGGACUGCGCGCGGUAACGGUGGUCGAGUUACCACCGGGAGGAUUACGCUUUGGUUCAGAAAAAUAUGGAGUAACGAAAGUGGGGAAAGAGACGAUGUUGCUGACGUAACUGUUCAAGUUGGACCCCAAAGGGAAAGUUACCACCUCAACCGUUUAACACCAAAGGAGGACAAAAAUGCUGUCUUUUACCAGGAAUAAUGGACCGGGUCAACAGAAUGUACAACUUACACAAUCCCCACCAGCUGCUUCUCCGUUUAACCCCAACACAUUUGGGAAUCAGCAAACUGGGAAUGCAAUUGGGUCAAUGUAUGUAAUAGCUGGAGUCAAACCCCAAAACCUCAUGUCUCAACUAUGUCACUAUGGAGCUGACUCUAAUAGACAGCCAUCAAAUUGGCAGACCUCAGCAGUUCAUCAGGCAGUUUAUUUUCAGCAGACUGCCGGAAGUGACAAUUAUCAGCAACGCUCACCUACUAAUGAGCAAAGUAGAAACCCCAUAUUGCAUCAUUUAUUGAUCCACCCAAGUCCACCAGACGUGAUGAUGGCAAAAGAAGUAUGCCCUCAGCAAGUCAAUUCAGCAAAUUGGAACCAAUCAGUGGGAGUUUAUGGGAAACCAUCAAUAACGACACAGAAUGGUAAUAUCGUGACCGAUCGCCAUCAUUGUUGGGAUGAGAAUAGUCUUCUCAACCUAAAUGGGAAAUCAGUUAUACCUGCUUCUGCAACUGCUACCUCGCCUCAACAUGGAGCGGUGGCUUACAAUGGGACAUUGGGGCCUGCUGCUGCACACCAUGGACCGACUGCUCAUAACAGUCCCAAACAAAACCCCACUCAGCAUUGUUUCCACCCAAGUUAUAUGUCUGUCUCUCAGUCUUUCAGAAACGACAACAAAACAACGCACUCCUCCUCUAGUGGACACAACCUACAGGUUUCCAGCACAAGUCGGAUUUUUCAACAAUCCUCAGCACAUAACAAUGGUGGAGAGACCGCCGGUUGCAUUAAUUCAAAUAACAGACAGCAUGAAACUAACUUUUCCGUGUCACAACCAAAUAAUUAUCCCUUAAAUCCUGCUGCACAACAGGAAAUAUGCAGGCGCCAAACUAUCGCAAGAAUUGAAAACUAUCUACGUAUGCCAAUUGCUGCUGGCUCAGAUGGGCGACCUCAAGUGAAUACUAGUUCAGCUUACGGACAAAAUAAAAAUGUGCAACCAGUGACAACGGUUGCCAAAAUAUUUAACGCAAAUGCCACCCACGCCAUACGACAAAAUUCUAGACCUCCUUUGCCUCAAACCACUUGUAGUGUUAUGUCUGCGCAGCAUUGCGGAGAUGUGCUACUUCAGCAAAGCUCUGUGCCAAGUGUCAUCAAUGUCUCAGCGAUGCAAGAUGGAAGCCAUUGUGAAAUGCUAUCAGCCAAGGCAAAUGACCCCUGCGGUCUCUUGUCCCCUGGCCGCACGAGAGUUGUUGCUGUUGUGCAACCAUUGUCACAGGGAAGCUACCAGGUUGCCGGCCGGCAGAGCAGUUCUUGCACCGCCAGUCAGUUGUCGGAGGGCGCCACAGCAGAUGGGUCUUCGAGUUACCCAGAUCGUUUACUCAUUUCACCACAAAACAAGCAUUUGGGGUAUCUGAAAGUGGGACAGUCUCUUCUCCCAGAAAACCCAAACCAAAUGAGCUCCAGCCAAUAUGCAAUCCUGCAUUCAGCGGUAUCCAAUAAUGCUACUUGUCGUCUGUCGUCUUCAGCUGGGCCUCACCACUCGCCGCAAGAACACCACUCGCCGCAAGAACACCACUCGCCGCAAAAACAAUCGCCGCAAAAACAAUCGCCGCAAAAACAAUCUACGGUUGCCGCAGGAUCUGAACUGGAUGUUGACAUGCAAGUACACAAGUGUGUUGCACCAACUGCUCAACCAUCAGUAACUUCCAAAGCGCCAGUGAGCCAAAAUUGUGAUAUGGACUUAAGUGAGACAACAAAUGGCGUUGAGGUUCCCUCAGUCCCCCAAAUCCCAUGGACAAGAGUCACAUUAUCAAAGUACAUACAGGAUUGUGAAAAAGCUCAGAUCAAGUUAAAAGAUUUUGCCACGCGUAGCCCACUACACAAAUUAUUGAGCAUGUUUUGGGAUGGCGACAUUAGCAACUUGGCUUGUGAGCUUAAGAAAGGCCUGUACCAUACUUUAAUGGAUGAUGUCAAGAAAGUGUGCCGCGAACAUGCAACGAUAGAAUCCAUGUCACAAGUUUGGGGCUCAUGGAGUGCAGUCACAGAACUCAAGAACUACAAUGUCCUCAAAGAUACAGAUGUUUAUAAAGAACUGCCUUACAAGUCAUUAUGGUUGAAUGUCAAUGAGCAGCUUGAUGACAUUGACAAAGAGUUUGACUUCCCACCAUCUUUGAAGUAUCAUCUUCAUUCGGUUACGAGUGUCAGUCAGCCGGGUGAGGUUGAGAAAGAAGGCAACAAUUCCGCACAAACCGUAAAUGAAGUGUCCAACAAGAUUUUGUCAUCAACGGAACUUCAGCAGGUGGAGUUAAAUGAAGAAAAACAAGAGCCCAGUGUUGAAACAACUUCCACACAAACUAAAAAAAGGAAAGCCACUGAUUCCAGUGACCCAUACUCUUUUCAAAUCCAAGUUCUUACCCCAGAAGAUGCCAAAGUCAUCUUUGAGCAGGUGAUAAAGGCUCCAGAAAGUAUGGUUGUGGAUAUGGACUAUCAGCCAGAUAAAGUCUUAAAUAGCUCUGUGGAAGUUGAGCUACCUGAUGUUAUCGAUGUAACACAGAGUGACCCAAAACUUGAGGACAAAACAUUCGGUCCAAUUGAAGAAAUUUGCUGCAUCGACAGGUGGAUGGAAAACAUUUUGGGGUCAAACACUGCUUCUAAAUGCAAAUGCCAAAUCAAGCCAACCCUGACCCCAAGUCAGAAAGAACUUACUGCGAAGACCGUUGACAAGGAAGGGAUGGCAGCACGGAAGAAUGAUUCAUUCAGGCCUGACAACAAAUCCCCCUCUGCUGCAGCUGGAGAGAAUCAAGCAGUGAGUGGGGAGAGCGUCAACAAUCGGGUUUUAACAUUUGAUUGGCCUGUGAUAGUUGACGUAUUCAGUGAAAACAUUGACAAUCCUGAAGGCCGUGACAAACCUCAUUCACAUUCUGACCAAGACCCAGAGAACAUUGACCAGAUAAGCAUAGACAGCGGCCAGUCUAGCAUCCUAUUCAUAAGCGAUGACGAAGAGCUGUCAUGCAUUGAAAGUGAAACUCCCAACCAAAUACCAAACUUGGGAAGUAAUUCUGAACACGCGCCGGUGGAAUUGCGAACCAGUGGCCAGUUAAACUGUUCAGACGCAAAAGAGACCGCUAAAAUCUCCAGAAUUUCUAAAAUUCAUUCAGACCUCGAUGAGGAAGGUCUACCAUAUCAGUUGAAACAUACUGGACAUCUACAGUUGUCUACUCUGGUUAAAAGUGACCAAAAAAUUAAAAGUCUAUCCAGCGGUGAAAGUGACUCUUCAAUCCAGAUGACUGACCUCAAGGAAAAUUGUGGACAAGCUCAAGCGCGAUCUACAAAUGACACUGAGUCGUCAUUGGAAACUGAAGAAAUAAAGAGUGCGGCAGGAGCCCGACAGAACCCGCGGAGUGGUAAACUGAAGAGACCACGUGGUCCUGAUAGAUUUUUACCAGCAUCAAAGAAAUCAAAGAAAAGCAAAUCCCUAGUAGAUCUAGAGAACUCACAGCCUUUCCGCAAGGAUGCUUCAAACUGUGGGAAGGUCUUUUUUCAUGCGUCUGAUGGCGAACCUUCCCCCUUCAGCCGUCCAACUGUGGACCUGGUUCUGUUUGGCUCCAGGACACAGGACAAUUGUGUUGUAAUGGAUAGCAGAAGGAACCAUUCCUCGUCUCCAGAGGCUGGGUCAAAUCCUGUACCGAGGCCUCCAAAAUCUCUCACUGUGAAUCUCAGUCCCUUGAAGAAAAAGACCAUUAAAACUGUGCAGACAUGGGAAUGUUCAGUCCAACGGCUUUACAAGAAAUGGAAGAUUAGUUUUCCACCAGCUAAAAUAAAGCACAAAGGCAGGCUAAAAGCACAGAAGGGUACCUUUGCCCCGUCAUCCAAGUGUAAUCUGGAGAGAGCUGAAAAGACCGGCCCUGCUGGCGCUGAACAGCCGCCAGUUUGCUCUAACAAGAGGGUCACGAGAGGGAAAACCAAGCCCAGCCCGAGUCUUCUUUGGAGGAAGUCCCUCUCCGAAGAACUUCAAUGUGAAGAGCAGAUACAGACCCUCAACCGUCCUGAUGAUCAGGAGAGAAAUAACGGCGACAGUGGAAGCCAUGCGGUCAUGCCUCUCCAGAGAAACGGUACCCUGAAGUAUAGUGUCUUACCGGUUUCCUUUAACUUUGGAACCAAUGGGACAAAGGAAACCAAGGAGCCUGUUUCAGGGAAGCCUGAUGUUGCUGAAGGAAAGGACCACAGACCCAAUCAAACUGUCAUUGAAAGAAGUACAUGGUAUCCAAUGGCCCACACGAAUAGUCUAUUUUUCCCUCCCACACCAAAGACCACCAGCCUCUUCCAAACGUUUCAGAAGAAGUACAUGGAGAAGGUGAAGCCACUUGAGGAUAAAUGAGAUGCCAGAACAAAGUUUUGCUGGCAACAGAACUCAAAAGAUUGUUACAGAAGUGAUGUCUUUCUUUUUGUACUGUACGUGACGGAGCCAUUGUAAGUCGAGUCAGUCAGAUGUUUACAUCAGUUUGUACUUAAAAAUGACCUUUGUUUACAUAACUAUAAAGGCUGUCAAGUCCUACGUUUCACUGUUUUACCUCAGUUAUAUAAAUAUAUAUAUAUAUACAUAUUUUUUCUACAUUAUAUUUUUCUGCAAUAUUCUCUUUUUGAACAAAUAUUUUUUUUAUACAAAAGGUGUCUAGAAUAGCAGAUUAUAUGUCUGUUUACACAAGAUAACGGUUAUGUUGGGAGCACUAACGGUGAAUUUAGUACCCAGAAAGGACAUAAUGGUAUUUUUUUUUCUUUUAUAUCAAGUAAAACUAUUGACAGUUACAAAUUCUUAA